Dipodomys ordii (Ord's kangaroo rat) is the source of this 1045-nucleotide messenger RNA. It is a transcript of the gene Zmynd19, whose product is annotated as zinc finger, MYND-type containing 19. The record is from RefSeq and is a predicted model, not a curated record. The coding region runs from base 145 to 711 and encodes 188 amino acids. Lineage: Eukaryota; Metazoa; Chordata; Mammalia; Rodentia; Heteromyidae. The transcript has 6 exons.
AACUGGUUGCAUGAACACCAGCCCUUGAGAAGCUUUUCUUUGCUACGUCUCAGAUGGAAAGCUGAGCCUGACUAUCCAACCAAGUACACUCUGAUAGAUGAGCAAGACAUCCCCCUGGUGGAGAGCUACUCCUUUGAGGCUCGAAUGGAAGUAGAUGCUGAUGGAAAUGGUGCUAAGAUAUUUGCAUAUGCCUUCGACAAAAACCGAGGAAGGGGAUCGGGUAGACUCCUCCAUGAGCUGCUGUGGGAGCGGCACAGGGGAGGCGUGGCUCCUGGGUUUCAAGUGGUGCAUCUCAACUCAGUGACAGUGGACAAUCGCCUGGACAACUUGGAGCUGGUACCAUGGGGCUGGCGACCCAAAGCCGAAGAGACCUCCAGCAAACAGAGAGAGCAAAGUUUGUACUGGCUUGCAAUCCAGCAGCUGCCCACGGACCCCAUAGAAGAGCAGUUCCCUGUCCUGAACGUGACGCGGUACUACAAUGCCAAUGGGGAUGUGGUAGAGGAGGAGGAGAACUCCUGCACCUACUAUGAGUGUCAUUACCCUCCGUGCACAGUAAUUGAGAAGCAGCUUCGGGAGUUCAACAUCUGUGGGCGUUGCCAGGUGGCACGGUACUGUGGUUCCCAGUGCCAGCAGAAGGACUGGCCUGCCCACAAGAAGCACUGUCGAGAGAGGAAGCGUCCCUUCCAGCAUGAGCUCGAGCCGGAGCGAUGACUGGCAGGAGGGCCACUGCUGCCGCAGGGUUCUGACCCUCUGUGGGCACAGCAGAAGUCAGACUAGCAGUUGAACCUGGAGGUGCCAAAGAAGCUAGCGGCGGGCCCCCGAACAAACACCAUGAGGCUCCCCAGGCACAUGCCGUCUGUGGGGACAGCUCCCCUCAAGUGUUAUCUCCAGCAGAGACAACGGGGAGGCUCCCCAGGACCUUUCUCAUUAUUUAUAUGUUAAUAUGUUUGUAAACUCAUGUACAGUUUUUUUUGGGGGGAGGGAGAGGGGGUUUAGAAACUACAAAUAGAAUCAUUUGCUGUAAUGUUCAAAUGGCAAACAGUCA